CCUGAGGCUUCCCUGGGGUGCGCAUAUAUAUUUUGUGUACACAGCAGUGUUUCUGUUCCGAGUCAGCUGCGGCACGGUCCAGUAAACUUGGCCUGUACUCGUGUAUUGUCACGAAAUUAAAAUCCUUUAAUCCCAAUCAUGCCUAACCCCAGAGUUUUCUUCGACAUCACAAUCGGCGAUUCCGCCGCCGGCAGGAUUGAAAUUGAGCUUUUUGCUGAUGUGGUCCCCAAGACUGCAGAAAACUUCCGUGUCCUGUGCACCGGGGACAAGGGGUUUGGCUACAAGGGCUCCAGCUUCCAUCGCAUCAUCCCCGGUUUCAUGUGCCAGGGUGGUGACUUCACCAACCACAAUGGAACCGGGGGCAAGUCCAUCUACGGCAACAAGUUUCCCGACGAGAACUUUACCCUGAAGCACACAGGCAUGGGCUGUCUGUCCAUGGCCAACGCUGGCCCCAACACCAAUGGAUCCCAGUUCUUCAUCUGCACUGCUAACACCGACUGGCUGAACGGCAAGCACGUUGUGUUCGGCAAGGUCGUGGAGGGGCUCAGCAUUGUCGCUAACAUGGAGAAGAAGGGUUCGAGCAGUGGCAAAUGCUCUGCCAAGGUCGUCAUCGCUGACUGUGGAGAGCUCUGAGCACCCUCCCUCUCGCUCUUUCCGCUUUCAUCCCUCCUUUCCACCCUGCCUCCUUUCACCCAGCUUUGAGAUUUUCAUCCCUUGGAGAUUUUCAUCCCUUGAUUUUCAUCCCUCCACACAGCUCUAAGCAUCAACCUCUCCUUCCUUCUACCCCUCCCUUAAGCUCUCCCCUCCCCGUAAUCAGAAACAUUCCCUUUAAGUGAGAUUAUUUUUUUUUAACCAUUCCUCUCCCUUACUGAACGGGUUGUCCUGUCUGAACUAGUUUCAUUUGGCUUGCUUUUUUUUAUUUAUUUUUUGGAUUGUUCCAUCAGGACCACAUUUGUUUAGCAAAUUCUGAAUAAAGUGGCAAAAGAUUCCUUAAUCGUGUCAUUGA
Messenger RNA from Oncorhynchus mykiss (rainbow trout), 1006 nucleotides. Its product is annotated as peptidylprolyl isomerase Ab (cyclophilin A). The record is from RefSeq and is a predicted model, not a curated record. Gene Ontology annotation, molecular function: peptidyl-prolyl cis-trans isomerase activity; cyclosporin A binding. Gene Ontology annotation, cellular component: cytoplasm. Gene Ontology annotation, biological process: protein peptidyl-prolyl isomerization; protein folding; response to hypoxia. NCBI's taxonomy places the organism in Eukaryota, Metazoa, Chordata, Actinopteri, Salmoniformes, Salmonidae.